This is a messenger RNA of Myripristis murdjan (pinecone soldierfish), 544 nucleotides long. It is a transcript of the gene rpl22l1, whose product is annotated as ribosomal protein L22-like 1. Gene Ontology annotation, molecular function: RNA binding; structural constituent of ribosome. Gene Ontology annotation, biological process: cytoplasmic translation. Gene Ontology annotation, cellular component: ribosome. The record is from RefSeq and is a predicted model, not a curated record. The coding region runs from base 30 to 488 and encodes 152 amino acids. The transcript has 4 exons. Lineage: Eukaryota; Metazoa; Chordata; Actinopteri; Holocentriformes; Holocentridae.
AAAAAAGGAAAGCGCGUUCCGAGUGACGUAUGCACGUAUGUGCGACGUCACUUCCGUUUCCUCUCUCUUCUUUCUUUCUCGUCCGCUCCUUCGACAUGGCGCCGAUCAAACACAGGAAGCCGAUGGCUGUGGGCAAGAAGUCCAAGAAGGGGGCUUCGUGGAAGUUCACCCUGGACCUGACGCACCCGGUGGAGGACGGCAUCCUGGACUCUGCCAAUUUUGAAACCUUCCUCAAAGAGAGGAUAAAGGUCAACGGGAAGACGGGGAACCUGGGUAACGUCGUCCAGGUCGGCCGGAUGAAGAACAAGAUCAACGUCACGUCUGAGAAGCAGUUCUCCAAGAGGUACCUCAAGUACCUGACAAAGAAGUACCUGAAGAAGAACAACCUCCGCGAUUGGCUGCGAGUGGUGGCGUCCGACAAGGAGACGUACGAGCUGCGCUACUUCCAGAUCAGCCAGGACGACGAGGAGUCGGAGGCGGACGAGUGAGCGCCUGCAGCCGCGACGUCGAGUGUGACGGCAAAAUAAACUGGAAUAAACCUGUA